This is a messenger RNA of Gracilinanus agilis (Agile Gracile Mouse Opossum), 558 nucleotides long. RefSeq names its product GINS complex subunit 2 (gene GINS2). Gene Ontology annotation, cellular component: GINS complex; nucleus. Gene Ontology annotation, biological process: DNA replication; double-strand break repair via break-induced replication. Bases 1 to 558 code for a protein of 185 amino acids. The transcript is spliced from 5 exons. Lineage: Eukaryota; Metazoa; Chordata; Mammalia; Didelphimorphia; Didelphidae. The record is from RefSeq and is a predicted model, not a curated record.
AUGGAUUCAGCUGAGGUGGAGUUCCUGGCCGAAAAGGAGCUGGUCACCAUCAUUCCCAAUUUCAGUCUGGACAAGAUCUACCUCAUUGGGGGGGAUCUGGGACCCUUUAAUCCUGGCUUACCUGUGGAAGUCCCUCUUUGGCUGGCAAUCAACCUAAAACAGAGACAGAAGUGUCGAGUGAUCCCUCCCGAAUGGAUGGAUGUUGAAAAAUUGGAGGAAAUACGAGAUCAAGAGAGAAAGGAAGAAACAUUUACCCCAAUGCCUAGCCCUUACUAUAUGGAACUUACCAAACUGUUAUUAAAUCAUGCUGCGGACAACAUUCCAAAAGCAGAUGAGAUCCGGACCCUGAUUAAGGAUACGUGGGAUACUCGAAUAGCUAAACUCCGGGUGUCUGCUGACAGUUUUGUCAAACAGCAAGAAGCACAUGCCAAGCUGGACAACCUGACCUUGAUGGAGAUCAACACGACCGGAGCAUUCCUUACCCAGGCCCUGAAUCACAUGUACAAACUCCGCACCAACCUCCAUCCUGGAGAGAGCGCUCCGUCUCAGGACUUUUAG